This is a messenger RNA of Synchytrium microbalum, 1302 nucleotides long. RefSeq names its product adenosylhomocysteinase (gene SAH1). The record is from RefSeq and is a predicted model, not a curated record. Gene Ontology annotation, biological process: L-methionine cycle. Gene Ontology annotation, cellular component: cytosol. Lineage: Eukaryota; Fungi; Chytridiomycota; Chytridiomycetes; Synchytriales; Synchytriaceae. The transcript is spliced from 6 exons. Gene Ontology annotation, molecular function: adenosylhomocysteinase activity. The coding region runs from base 1 to 1302 and encodes 433 amino acids.
AUGUCUGCCAACAAGUACAAAGUCGCUGAUAUUACUCUGGCCGACUUUGGUCGAAAGGAGAUUGAAAUCGCCGAAAAUGAAAUGCCUGGAUUGAUGUCGCUCCGUUCUAAAUACGGUCCAGCUCAACCAUUGAAGGGUGCACGUAUCGCUGGCUGUUUACAUAUGACUAUUCAAACUGCCGUCCUCAUCGAAACUCUCACUGCCUUGGGUGCCGAUGUGACUUGGUCUUCUUGCAACAUCUUCUCCACUCAGGACCACGCUGCUGCUGCCAUCGCUGCUACCGGUGUCCCUGUCUACGCUUGGAAGGGUGAAACCGAUGAGGAAUACCUCUGGUGUAUGGAACAAACCAUCUUUGCCUUCAAGGAUGGUCAACCACUCAACCUGAUUCUCGACGACGGUGGUGAUUUGACUGGAUUGGUCCACGAAAAAUACCCUCAACUACUAGCUGGAAUCAGGGGUGUAUCUGAAGAAACCACCACUGGUGUCCACGGUCUUUACAAAAUGCUCAAGGAAGGCAAACUCAAAAUCCCCGCCAUCAACGUAAAUGACUCGGUGACCAAAUCCAAGUUUGAUAACUUGUAUGGUUGUCGUGAAUCUCUCAUCGAUGGUAUCAAACGUGCUACUGACGUGAUGAUUGCUGGCAAGGUCUCGGUCGUAGCUGGUUAUGGUGAUGUAGGAAAAGGUUGUGCCUUUGCUCUAAAGGGUAUGGGCUCUCGAGUCAUCGUCACCGAAAUCGAUCCAAUCAAUGCUCUACAAGCUGCCAUGGAAGGCUUUGAAGUCACCACCAUGGAAGAUGCCGUCGCCGAAGGAAACAUCUUUGUCACUACUACAGGUUGUCGUGAUAUCAUCUUGGGUGAACACUUCUCUGCCAUGAAGGAUGAUGCCAUCGUGUGCAACAUUGGUCACUUUGAUAUCGAAGUCGAUGUUGCAUGGCUUAAGAAGAAUGCCGUAAAGCGAGUCAACAUUAAGCCACAAGUAGAUAGGUACGAAAUGGCUUCAGGUCGUCACGUCAUACUUCUGGCUGAAGGUCGUCUUGUCAACUUGGGCUGUGCCACUGGUCACCCAUCGUUUGUCAUGAGUAACUCCUUCACCAACCAAACCCUUGCUCAAAUCGCACUCUGGACUGACACAAAGUCAUACCCAUUGGGUGUCCAUUUGUUGCCCAAGAAGCUCGAUGAGGAAGUGGCUGCUGCCCACCUCGAUAAAUUAGGCGUAAAACUCAGCAAACUAUCACCCAAGCAACUUGAAUACCUUGGUGUCAACAUCGAAGGUCCCUUCAAGCCAGACCACUAUAGGUACUGA